AUGGGAAGACGAUUAUUUCAGCAAUGGCUUGUAGAUAAUUAUGUUAAAAUUGAAAAAGAUCGAAUUAAUUAUUGUAAACAAAAUCAAAAACAACUACGAGCUGAGACUUAUCAAGGACUAAUUGAUUAUUUGACAAACGCCGCCAAUAAUAACGAAGCUCACAUUGGAAAAAUGAUUAUACUUCCAUCAACGUUCGUGGGUUCACCGCGUAAUAUGUUACAACAUUAUCAAGAUGCAAUGGCUAUUGUGCGUAAAUAUGGAAAACCAGAUAUCUUUGUUACUAUGACUUGUAAUCCAAAUUGGCGUGAAAUUAAAGAGAAUUUACUUCCAAAUCAACAACCUGCAGAUAGACCAGAUAUAUGUGCUCGUGUAUUUAAUAUAAAAAAGGAUUAUUUAAUUGAUGUUAUUGUUAGACAAAAAUUUUUUGGAGAAGUUCUCGCAUACGUUUAUGUAAUAGAAUUUCAAAAACGUGGAUUACCGCAUAUACAUUUGUUGAUUACAUUAAAACAGAAUUGUAAAAUAACAAAUUCCGAAACGGUUGAUAAAUUUAUUUCCGCAGAAAUUCCUGAUCCUAAUGAAAAUGAAAGUUUACAUAAUGUUGUAAUGAAGCAUAUGAUUCAUGGACCAUGUGGAAAUUGGUGUCUGGUGAACGAUAAAUGUUCCAAACAUUUUCCAAAAUCAUUUCAACCUGAGACGACUAUGAAUGAAGAUGGCUAUCCACAAUAUCGUCGAAGAAAUAAUGAUUUAUUGUACGAAAGGCCUGGACGAUACGUUGUUGAUAAUAGAUAUACUGUUCCAUAUAAUCCAAUGCUUUUACUUUUAUUUAAUAGCCAUAUUAACGUUGAAAUAGUUUCGAGUAUACGAUCUGUAAAAUACUUGUAUAAAUAUAUUUAUAAAGGUCAUGAUGCUGCGUCUGUAAUCAUUGGAGAAAAUUUAGACAAAACUAUAAUUCAUGACGAAAUUCAAGAUUUUAUUGAAGCUCGUUACGUGGGGCCUGUGGAAGCAUGUUGGCGAAUUUUAAGUAAAUCUUUACAAGAAAAAAGUCAUUCUAUAUUUCGUUUACCAGUCCAUUUACCAAACGAACAUAGUGUAAUAAUCGAUGAUAAUAUUAACAAUGAUGCAAUAAGAUCUGCCAUAGAACGAGUGACAAUGUUGUUAGAUUAUUUUAAAUUAAAUGCUCGAGAUGAGGAAGCGAAACAAUACUUAUACAGUGAUAUUCCAUCAUACUAUGUUUUUAAAAAGAUUACAAUUAACGGCAAAACUAUUAAUCGCUGGGAAAAACGUCAAAGAUAUUUUAAUUGUAUCGGUCGUAUGUAUUCUGUUAGCCCGUCUCAAAUGGAAUUAUUUCAUUUACGUAUAGUUUUACUACAUGUUAAAGGAGCCACAAGUUUUGAAGAAUUAAGAACAGUUAAUAAUGAAGUACAUCAAACUUUCACCGCCGCAUGUUUAGCAUUAGGACUUAUAGAAGAUGACGAGGAAUGGUAUCGUGCGAUGAAUGAAGGAAAAGUUUGGAUGAUGCCAAGACGACUUCGUAAUUUGUUCGUACGAAUUUUAAUUCAUUGUCAACCACUUCAUCCGAAAAAGUUGUGGGAUGAGUUCAAAAUGGAUAUGUCGGAACAUUAUAUAAGACGAUAUGGAUCUGCAUUGGGAAUAAAGAAGGUUUAUAAUUACAUUGUCAAUGUACUUCAAAUGGAAGGAUCAAAUAUUGCUAACUUUCCUGAAAUGGAACAAAUAAGUGAGACUCAAGAAAUAAAUGAUGAAGAACAAAUUCAAGAAGAUACAACUAUAGGAAUGCGGCAAUAUGGACAAUUAAAUAUAGAACAAAAAGUGAUUGUUGAUACUAUUUUAUUAGCAACAGCAAGUAACAAUAGUAACGACAGUUGUUUUUAUAUCGAUGGUCCAGGUGGUUCUGGUAAAACUUUUAUUUAUACAACAUUAUAUUAUUUACUUAAAAGUAAAGGAAAAAUAGUAAGUACUAUGGCAUUUACUGGUAUUGCUGCAACAUUACUUCCAAAUGGAAGAACAACACACAAAGUUUUAGGAUUACCUGUACCUCUUUUCACUGAUUCUACAUCAAAUAUUAAAGUACAAUCAAAAGAAGCUAACAAUUUAAAACUUGUAGAUGUCUUUAUUAUGGAUGAAGCACCUAUGGCACCACGUUACGUGCUAGAAAUAAUGGAUCGAGUAUUACGUGAUAUCAUGCAAAAUAAUUUAUAUUUUGGUGGAAAAAUUGUUCUUCUCGGUGGAGAUUUUAGACAAUUAUUACCUGUAAAAGAAAGAGCUACGCGUUGUGAAAUUAUAAAUUUAUCGAUAAAAUUUAGUUCUUUAUGGAAACAAUUUAAAAUAUUUUCACUGACACAAAAUAUGAGAACUUUAUCACAAGAAAAAGAAUUUGCACAAUUUUUACUAAAUUUAGGUAAUGGUUCUUUAAAUGAUAAUUCGGAUAAUAUUGAAAUUCCAGAAAGAUGUAUAGCAAACAUUAAUUCGGAUAUAAUAAAAGACAUGUAUGGAGAUAUUAUAACACAUAAGCGAUAUAAAAUUAUGGCUAAUUAUGUUAUAUUAUCUGCAAGGAAUGUCGACGUUGAUGAGAUAAAUAAUAAAGUAAUAAGAUUAUUAGAUGAUACGACAGAGAGGGUUUAUACAAGUGUGGACACUGUUGAAACGACUGGAGAUAAGGAGGAUAUACAUGAA
This is a messenger RNA of Vollenhovia emeryi, 2691 nucleotides long. RefSeq lists its product as uncharacterized. Gene Ontology annotation, biological process: DNA repair; telomere maintenance. The record is from RefSeq and is a predicted model, not a curated record. The transcript has a single exon. Gene Ontology annotation, molecular function: DNA helicase activity. The annotation marks the transcript as partial. NCBI's taxonomy places the organism in Eukaryota, Metazoa, Arthropoda, Insecta, Hymenoptera, Formicidae.